CUGAGAGGGAGAAAAAGAUAGCAAGGAUCAAAUUCGGAAUUUACUCAAACAAUUAUUUUUUUUCCCUAUCUACUGGAAGUUCGUGCGUUUUUCUCUUAAAACGAUUCCGAUUAGAUCAAGAUUAGAUCAGAUUGAAUUCUGUAUCAUCGAUAUUUUUUGUACAUGAGAUAGUUAGUUAUACCUUUUAUGCUGUUGCGGUUCACUCAAAAGUGAAGAAGCACAAUGAUUAACCAGAAUACCAUGAAUCCUAAAAGCGAUGUAAUGAGAGAAACUUUUGCGGAAUUUCUAGGAACUUUCAUUCUUGUGCUCUUUGGUAAUGCUAUGAACGCAGUUUUAGUUUUCACCCAGUCCACUAGUUCUGUUGCUGCUCCUCUGGGAUGGGGUCUAGCUCUAAUGGUGGCAAUCGCAGUUUCAGGAGAAGCUUCUGGUUGUCAUGCAAACCCGGCUAUAACAGUAGCGUUUGCCAGUAUUGGAAAAUUUAAAUGGGAGAAAGUCAUGCCCUACUUUUUCGCACAAUAUGUUGGCGCAUUUCUUGCUUCCGUAGUACUUUAUGUACUUUAUUUGGAAUCCUUUUCUAACUUCGAUGGAGGAUAUAGAGAUAUACCGCCCAAUAAGACUGCCACGGCUCAAAUCUUUGCUACAUAUCCAGCUGAACAUAUUUCAGUCUAUGCUGCAUUAGGUGACCAAAUUCUUACAAGUAUGUUGUUUAUGAUGAUCAUUUUAGCCAUCACGGAUCCUCGCAAUAUGAACAUCAAGAAAGGGCAAUAUCCCUUAGUCAUUGGUCUAGCCUUAACCGCCGUAAUUUUUGCUUUUUCUUACAACUGUGGAGCUCCUCUUAAUCCUGCCAGAGAUUUGUCUCCUCGAAUAUUCACUGCUCUAGCUGGCUGGGGUAAAAAAGUCUUCAGCUUCCGAGGAUACAAAUUUUUUUGGGUUCCUGUGGUUGGUCCGCAUAUUGGUUUCGUGCUUGGUGCAUGGGCUUACCGACUUUGCAUUGAACUUCAUUGGCCAGUGGACAGUAAUGACUUUGGCAACCCAACGCAAGUGAUGACCAAUGGAGAGUUAAAUAAAGAAAACGAUUUGCCUACUUUUGAAAGGAAAAUUUUUGAUGAAAAUGAUAUGUGCACUGAGCUCAUAAAGGCAAUGAAAUAGACUAGAGGAAUCCCGAAAAGACAACAAAAAAGUCGAAGAAUGAUUCAAAGACAAGGGAAAAAAUUAUUCGUGAUUUGAUUAUUUAUUAUUCGUGAUUAUCAUACGAUACUGAUUAUUCAUGAUUUUUUUCAUGCCGCUAGUUUGAAUCAUGGAUUCAAGUGUAUGUAUAUGUAUGUAACGUAAAUUAAAUAUAUAUAUGUUAUGUAUUGGUCAUAAAAAAUAUGUAAGGACUAUAAAAUGUGUUUAU
Molecule: messenger RNA, 1396 nt
Organism: Parasteatoda tepidariorum (common house spider)
Lineage: Eukaryota; Metazoa; Arthropoda; Arachnida; Araneae; Theridiidae
Product: aquaporin-7
Biological process (GO): water transport; glycerol transmembrane transport
Cellular component (GO): plasma membrane; basolateral plasma membrane
Molecular function (GO): glycerol channel activity; water channel activity
Source: RefSeq, a predicted model, not a curated record